GAGCCCCUGCUGGGCUUUGAAAAGGGACUGAGCACAUUGAGGGGCCCUGAAGGUGGAGCUUCCUGAGCUGUAAGGUGGCAAAUUUGCUGUCAUGAGGAGGUCCAACCUCUGAGACUCCCCCUGAAGGGGUGCGAUCUGCCUUCACACAUCCCGUUCUGAUGGGGCCUGUGCGCUGUCGCUGUCCCUCAGACCCUGGGAGACCCACAUUUGUGCUUCCCGUGUGCCCCAAAAGGCAUCAGCUUUUCCCCUGGGUUCCACCCUCCAUGAGAGUUGAGUCUAAAUUCCUUCUUUCAGCAUUUGAGUGAUGUGAAGAAAUUUUAAAAUUACCCUUUUACACAAUGGUUUCAGCUGGAGGGUGGAUCCCCUGAGUCACCAGGACCAGUGAUGACCACGGUGGCCCCCUGGGGGACCACCCUCUCGACUUACACCUCAUCUGUAAGGGAGUCACUUUCAGAUUCACAUCUGGACAUGCCUCUCAACCUCUGGGGGCCUCAGUAUAUUUACCUGCAGGCUCAGGAGGGGGGAGGGGAGAUAGGAAGAUUUCUCAGCCACCACACCCCCCAACUACUGUGUAGGCGAAGUUCCCUUUCCAGGACUAUCCACAGUCUCUCCCCCUGGGCUUCCUGUUGGGGCAUCCUCAGCCCCACCCCAGAGCUGGCACUUUGCUCCCUGACACAGGGACGCGGACCUGCUCUGUGCUGAGAGAGGCAGACAUGGUGCCCCUGUUGCUGCUGCUCCUGCUGUGGGGAGAAUCUCUGGAGGAGCAGCCAGGCUUCGAGCUCCGAGUGCAGGAAUCCGUGACGGUGCAGGAGGGUCUGUGCGUCCACGUGCCCUGCUCCUUCUCCUACCCCUGGAGUUCAUGGUCUUCCUCUAGUGAACUCUACACCUACUGGUACCGGAAAGAGGACAGCAUAUGGCACAAUCUACCUGUGGCUUCGAAUGACCCAAAUAAACCAACAAAGGGAGAAACCCAAGGCCGUUUCCUCCUCCCGGACUCCAGGAACAACAACUGUUCCCUGCACAUCAGAGAUGCCAGGAGGAGUGACACAGGAAUAUACAUCUUCCGAAUGGAGAGAGGAAGUGUGAAAUAUAAUUACCAAGACAAGAUGCUGAAUUUGCAGGUGACAGAUUUGCCCAUUCUGAUCUUCCAUAUAAAUGCAAUUAUAAAAUACAUGUUUUUUUAUGACUGA
Molecule: messenger RNA, 1190 nt
Organism: Myotis brandtii (Brandt's bat)
Lineage: Eukaryota; Metazoa; Chordata; Mammalia; Chiroptera; Vespertilionidae
Product: sialic acid-binding Ig-like lectin 14
Exons: 3
Coding region: 714-1190 (158 amino acids)
Biological process (GO): cell adhesion
Cellular component (GO): plasma membrane
Molecular function (GO): sialic acid binding
Source: RefSeq, a predicted model, not a curated record